AUGUCCUCUCCUGCUCUUCGAUCUAACUAUGAAGGAGCAUGCAUCGAUGAUGAAGGAGAUUUUCUCUGCAAGUGCGGGUUCAGCAUGCGCAUAUCCACAAUAUGGCAUGCAGACGAGGAAGAGAAAGCGCAAAUCGGUGCCGGAUUUUCAUUUGAACCUGCGACACCAAGAAGAACGUUAGAUAUCCGACAAUUUGGGGUUCUCACACCAGUUACCAGUUCAAGGAAAGGGCAUCCACCCAUAGACAGGACAACUAGCCGAAACCAAUCAAGCCAAGUUACAACCCCAAAACGCCCACUGUUUUCUACAUCCGGGCAAGUCAACAAGAAGCCAAGAAUAUUGGGUACUCCAUCACGGUCCCCUAGCCCCGCACAGUCCAAAACUCUCGAUGUUGGCAGCCCUACAUGGGGUCCUGACACUGAAACUUCCCCAUCAUUAAGAUCAGAAACCAUGCAUUCUAUGAGGGGAAGAUCGCGCCGAUGGGAAGAAUACGAGACGGAUUUACUAAACACACCUACCAAGCACAGAACCCAUAUGGAGAAUUUCAAGCCAAAUGAUGGGAAAACAGAGGUGGCGAAAGGAGAAGACGAAGAAGAUCUUCUUUCUGACUGGGAUGACACUAUCGUCUCAGAAGUGAUUCAGAUCGCCGAUGAAUCUACAUGA
Molecule: messenger RNA, 663 nt
Organism: Aspergillus niger
Lineage: Eukaryota; Fungi; Ascomycota; Eurotiomycetes; Eurotiales; Aspergillaceae
Exons: 3
Coding region: 1-663 (220 amino acids)
Source: RefSeq, a predicted model, not a curated record